AGGGCCUUAUCUGAGCGGGUUCAUUUCCUUCUCUCGGCAGAAGCUCAGAAGCUCCAAUAGGAGAGCGAGGGAGCCGGAUGCCAUUACAGCCGCUGCCUCCAGUGGGAUCUCCUCCUCAUCCCUGUACAGCAGCGGAGAAACUUUCCUGCACAAUCAAUGAGUGGGACCCGCACAGUAUGAGCGCGUCUUCUUCCCGCUGUUCCUGCAGUUCAACUCCGCGCAGCUGAGGGGCCGCACCUGUCAAUGAAUUCCUAGUCGCCCCCUUCUUUUAUUUAUAACUAUUAUUAUUAUCACUACUGCACCGCAAUGGGAUUACCUCCUUUGGAAUUUAGCGACUGCUACUUGGACAGCCCCCAGUUCAGGGACAGACUGAAAUCGCACGAAACUGAGCUGGACAAGACCAACAAGUUUAUUAAAGAGCUGAUCAAGGACGGCAAGUCGCUGGUAGCCGCACAUAAAAAUCUGUCAUUUGCAAAGAGAAAAUUUGCUGGUUCACUGAAUGAAUUUAAGUUUCGGUGCAUUGGGGAUGCGGAGACAGAUGAUGAAAUCUGCAUUGCGAGGUCCCUGCAGGAAUUUGCUGCUGUACUGGGCAAUCUUGAAGACGAGAGGAUACGGAUGAUUGAUAAUGCUGGAGAAGUUCUGAUAACACCUCUCGAGAAGUUCCGCAAGGAGCAGAUUGGUGCCGCUAAGGAAGUGAAAAAGAAGUAUGAUAAGGAAACGGAAAAAUACUGUGGUAUGCUUGAGAAGCACAUGAGCCUGUCAUCCAAGAAGAAAGAAGUUCUCCUGCAUGAGGCAGACGUCCAGCUGGACCAGAUAAGGCAGAAUUUUUAUGAGGUGUCCCUGGAAUACGUCUUAAAAGUUCAUGAGGUCCAAGAGAGGAAAAUGUUUGAGUUUGUUGAACCACUGCUUGCCUUCUUGCAAGGCCUCUUCACCUUCUAUCACCACGGCUAUGAACUGGCCAAAGACUUCAGUGGCUUUAAAACACAGCUUUCCAUCAGCAUUCAAAAUACACGAGACCGGUUUGAAGGGACACGCUCUGAGGUGGAGUCAUUGAUGAAGAAGAUGAAGGAGAAUCCUCAUGAGCACUUGGCUCUCAGCCCAUUCACUAUGGAAGGAUACCUCUACGUUCAGGAGAAAAGGCAUUUUGGGACGUCUUGGGUUAAACAUUACUGCACUUACCAGAGGGAAACCAAACAAUUGACUAUGGUACCCUUUGACCAGAAGUCUGGAGGAAAAGUGGGAGAGGAAGAACUCGUUCAAUUGAAAUCCUGCAUACGGAGAAAAACGGAAUCCAUUGAAAAGAGGUUUUGCUUCGAUGUAGAAGGUGUUGACCGGCCAACAGUUCUAACGAUGCAGGCCCUGUCAGAAGAGGAGAGAAAGCUAUGGAUGGAAGCAAUGGAUGGACGGGAGCCAGUUUAUAAUUCAAAUAAGGACAGUCAAAGCGAAGGAACUGCCCAGCUGGACAACAUUGGAUUCGGCAUUAUUCGGAAGUGUAUCCAGGCUGUGGAAACAAGAGGGAUCAAUGAGCAAGGGCUUUACCGCAUUGCUGGGGUUAACUCCAGAGUUCAGAAGCUGCUGAAUGUUUUAAUGGAUCCUAAAAUCUCUCCUGAAACAGAAACGGACAUUCCAACAGAAUGGGAGAUAAAGACAAUCACCAGCUCACUUAAGUCAUACUUAAGGAUGCUUCCAGGACCCCUCAUGACAUACCAGUUUCAAAGAAGCUUUAUCAAAGCAGCAAAACUAGAGAACCAAGAUUCAAGAAUAAAGGAGAUCCACUGUCUGAUCCACCGCCUACCAGAGAAAAACCGACAGAUGCUCGACUUGCUAAUGACGCAUUUGGCAAACGUUGCUGCUCAUCACAAGCAAAACUUGAUGACUGUAGCCAACCUUGGAAUUGUUUUUGGGCCAACGCUAUUACACCCCCAGGAAGAGACGGUGGCAGCCAUCAUGGAUAUUAAAUUCCAGAACAUUGUGGUUGAAAUUAUAAUUGAAAACCAUGAAAAGAUGUUUUCCACCGUUCCGGAGAUGCCACAGACAAACUCCCAGCUGCAUUUGUCUCGUAAAAGGAGCACUGACUCAAAGCCGCCUUCCUGCAGCGAGAGGCCCUUAACGCUCUUCCAAACAAGCCAUUCCACUGAGAAAGAAGAGAAGAGGGACAGUGUGAAUUCCAGUGCAGAAUCUGUGAGUUCAUCCAAUGCUAAUAGCUCAAUCAACUCCACCUGUGCCCAGCGUUCUAAUAUGAAUAAUCUCAACGCCAAUGAUCCAGACUUGGAUGUGGCCAAAGUCAGCAGGCCCAAUUCCCUUUUAUUGAACCCAAGUCCAACGUUGCCCCCUACGUGCCCGAUGUUCUCUGCUCCAUCCAGUCCGAUGCCGACAUCUUCAACUUCCAGCGACGCUUCUCCAGUAAGCGUUCCAAGGAAAGCCAAGGCUCUGUACGCGUGCAAAGCAGAACAUGACUCAGAACUUUCUUUUUCUGCUGGCACUGUGUUUGACAAUGUUUAUUCAUCACAAGAGCCCGGCUGGUUAGAAGGGACGCUCAACGGGAAGACUGGACUCAUUCCAGAAAACUAUGUGGAAUUCCUAUAGCUUUAACUCCCCUGACCCACAAGGCUAAGCUUUACAUGGUAUCCAUGGCAAUUGCUGGAAGUGUUGACUGUUGUAUCUUUGCCUCUGUUAUGGUAAAGGUAAAGAACUUUUCAGCACCCAUUGCAGUGAAUAUCCAGUAUAUAUAUAUAUAUAUAUAUGUGUCCGCUGCUUUGGUGCCAGGGUGGUGCCCAAGGCAAAGAUAUUUGUAGAGAUCUGGCUCUGAUCUGCUAGUCGUUAUGUACAUGUAAAUGAUUUACGGUGGCUUUAAAAUUUAAACAGAGAUGCAUUUUGAUUAUUUUUUUUAAAGGGACCAUAUUAUUUUAUUUUUGUCAUUGGAGUUUACUUGUGUUAAAAACCACAGCAUCAAUCUUUUUAGCUUUACAGAUUGGGGCUAAAGAGAAUUGUAUGGCAGGCUGCUCAGACCAUGGCACUUGAAGGUGAUGGCUGCUCUCUAGCAUGUUUGAUUACUUCCCAAGUAUGGAGUCUGAAUGAUAAUCUGAGUGCAGAUUUUAAUGAUUUUGAAAUUUUCCCUUUUAUUGUCCGUGGCAACAUUUUAAUAAUACCGUUCCAGGAUACAUUUAACUGUUAGUCUGAUUUUGAUGAAGGAUUAGACUAAUUUGAUGACUUUAGAGAUCCUGGACAUAUCAGUCAAUAUUUAUUUAUUCGCUUUUUUAAUGAUCUUAACAGUUUGAACCCACCUGUUUCUUCUUUAAAUCCCUAGCUGCUCAGCCUCAUUUGUACUUGGGCUUUUUUUCUCUCUCUCUCUCUCUCUUUGAUGAACUAAUGUCUAAUAAACAAAGACUCUGGCUAAAUGGGUGUCCUGGGCCCGCUGGGGCUGCCACUCACAGCCCACACACCAGUAACAAGCUCCGGCUCCUACAAAAUUCAUCCCCAGCACAUAUCGCUUACAUUACUUCCCUCCUGUGAUUGCGAGUGGGGGAGCCACGGUGGCCGCAUGGAGAGAAGACCUUGGUCAGUAGGGGCUGUGGGCCCCACCAGGUUUUCUCCCACUGGUCUAGGUGCAGUUACAUUUGUAUCACUAAGAAAGCCAGUAAGGUUGCCACCCAGCCAGUAUUUGACCGGCCCAGCUAGAGGUGGGGCCAGUAUUUCUAAUAAUAUACCAUCUGCCGGUAAAUUUGUAGAUGCCAAUAUUCUUUUUCCCUCCUAAAAAGUUUGCUAAAAAAACUCCCUUUUAAACCCUCCAUCUCAUCUCCCACUGCUUGUAUUUACCCAAUAUGCUAAUUUCCCUGCUCCGAUGUCAUAUACCCCACAUUCCCCGCCCCAGUGGUCAUCAGCCUGCCCAUUCCCUGCCCCCGUGACAUCACCAAGCAGGGACUCCUCCUUAAGGCCCGGAAAAUAUUUACAAGAAUGGAGCAACCCUAAGGGUAAGGCACACUGGGCGAUUCGGGGAGAUUUAGUCGCCCCGAACGCCUUCCCUCUAUCUUGCACCAGCUAAAAUGAGAAAUUGCCUGCGCUAAAGCACACGUGGCGCUUCAUAUUCCGAAGUCGCCCGAAGUUUCCUCGUGAGGGAACAUCGGGCGACUAAGGAAAACAAAUCUCUCCGAAUUGCCCAGUGUGCCCCUACCCUAAAAGCCAGUGAUCAGUAAAUCUUUAAAAGAAAGGGACCAAUGAUAAAUUGGUCUCUUUCUUUUAAAGAUUUAUAAUUUGUUUGAACAUAUUUUUGGAGCAAUCAAAAGGUGCAUUUUUUAAAUGUAGUUGGCAUAGUUACUAAGUAUUAUGGGAUGUUUUUACCUAGUUACAUUAGGUCCUUGACCCCUUGUAGUUUUUAUAUGCAUUUGCUGUAUAGAGGAGUUACACUGCAGAGUAUUAAGAUUAACCCUACCAUGAAUACAUAUAAAAUGAGAUACAUUCAAUUUCAUGUGCACACAUCCAUGGAAAAGCUUUGGAUAAAUUUAGUUGUAUCUGUUUUUUUUGCAUUUAUUUGCACUCCUAUGGGUACAGACACAGCAGUGUAAUACUCCAGGUCCUCUGUAUAGCAAAUACAUAUUUAAAUGUGUAAGGGCCCUAUAUGUAUAUCUAUAUGUAUGGGACCUAUAUGUAUAUUAUAUAUCAGGACUUGGCACCCUUGGGCUGCACUUGAGCUACAGGUGGAGGAUGAUCAGUGAAUAGUUUCACAACAGAUGAUAAAAAAGGCCAACUAUCCCUCCCGAAUGUUCUUCAGUCUACAACUGAUAAAAAUAAUCAUUAAUCUCUGCACUCAGCAUCCUAACAUUAUAUCCCCUGCACAUGAAUGGUGGGAAAGGUCUUUUUUUAAUGUCUAUUCUUUAAUGCUUUUAUUUUGUGAUCAGUACUUGAGUUAAUAAAUUGUUGUAUAUUUUUUUAAAAUUUGCAAGAGUUAACAUUGUAAAUAGAGAUUAAUGUUGCAUACCAUGCUUUGAAAAGUUUUAUAUACUGUAUUUGAUAUUCUUAGUGCACUAAUUCAGCUUCCUGAGAAAACAUUCACUCCUAUAGGUGAUCAACAGCCAUAAACUGAUCUGUUUGGGAGCAACUCAAUUAUAAAUCCAUUAACUUUUUACCUCGACUUUCAUUAAUUGCUCUCGUGUGAUCGAAUACUUUAUAUAACGCACUUCUGCACUGGCUGGACCAAUAGACUGUGGUGCAGGACAAUGGACGGAUCAUCAUUGGAUCACAGACCCGAAAUUUAGGGGCUACGGCUGUUGUCGUUUUAUUAUCACAGUAUUGUGUGUAAAAUCUUGAGUAUUUACAAAGCUUGGCGAAUGUAAUAUCUGGUAUAAAAAGGUAUUAAAAACAAAAAGUUGCAAAGAAAAGGCAGCAAAGUCAACACGUUUAAAACUAGAUUUUCCUGCCAUGAAAGAUUAGAUGGUGUAAGCCCCUGACUUUGUCUUGUUGGCUUAAAUGGAUUACACCAAGGAGGAGAAUUUGUAAAACUACAGGAAAAUCGUGUAAAAAUAAGAAAUAUUAUUUAACUUAAAAAAAAAAUGUCAAAAUCAGAAAAGUCAUGUCAUGUAUACAGCGGUUUUGUGCGCUUUAGUGUUCUAUUGUCAUUCCCAAAUGACUCCAGACAAAUGUUCAGUUUCAAGUUGGUGUAAGUUUUUGUUGCCGUUAAUAAAGUCAAUUUCAUUAAGAGUUAAACCAGCGAAAGAACGUUUUACAAACAAAUGGCAUAAUGCGGUGUUAAUAAAAAUAGAAAAUUAUGAAAUUAAUGAUUUUCUGGAGUAAACAAACAUUUCACUCCAAUUUAUUUCCAAACUAUUAAUUAGGAUGGUGUUAUAUAUAAUUAUUGUUGACAUUCAUCUGCCAUAAAUGAAAUAACCGCUUUCUAAGUAGAAUUAUUAUUAUUUUUAGAGAUUUCGAUGAUUGCGAAGCACAACAUUAAUUCGCUUGGAACGACCACAACGAGGCUUUAUGAAUAAAUACUCAAUAUUUUUGCACUCCUUUAACAUAAUCAAUACACAUGCCUAUUUAUUUGAGAGGCUUAGAGGCACAGUUAUUGUAGGUCGAAUCCAUGCGGGUUCAAUUCAAUUUAUAUUUUUCAGGUUAUUAAAAUUUUCAAGACUGCCAGAAAAAGUUCUAAUUCAUUGACACAUUUAUCAAAGCUGAUUUUGGUGUAAAAUCAUUGGAAUGUAUUUGAGCAGUUAAAUGUGGUUUUGCUGUCUGGGUUGGUAUGGGCUCAACUGUGACCUCUAUCACCUGGCCGAGUCCUUACUCCCCUAUUAAAACUGCUUGCAGCGGGAUUCAGCCAAUUAUAUUCCAAAUUUCCUAUCUAUUAUACAUUGCUUUUUAAAAAGAUAUUUCAAACCUACAGGCAAGUUCGAUCUAAGGAUGCCAGCUGAAGAUUGGGGUCACUUAAAUUUUCCAUAUCCAUUACACCCGCCCAGUCGCAGACAUUAGAGUAGGUUCUGCUGCUUCUUACAAAGUGUCCAUUGAAGGACAUUCAAGCCAUGUAAUAACUAAAGGGAAACACGCUGCCUUAGAAAUAAUGGCUUUAUCUUCUUUCAUGUCCUACUGGGUAUUCCAUGGGAGGCCAUUGGUGGAUUCCAUCACAUAAGGGCAGUGAGCAUAAAGAUCAUUGUUUCCCCAGGAAUAUUUUUAUCACAUAUUUCAGGUUUUCCUCUUACCGUAUAUACUCGAGUAUAAGCCGAGUUUUUCAGCACCCAAAAUGUGCUGAAAAGUCUACCUCGGCUUAUACUCGAGUCAGCUGGAAGGAAAGAUCUAAAAAGUUUGCCAGUAUGUUAAAGUUGCUGCAUACUCACUGAUCUGAAGCAUCCAGUGACUCCUCCGUGCUGCCCAUACUUCUCUCCCCUCGUGGCUUGAUCCUCCUUCCUUAGACCUCAGCGACCCCCUUCUCAGCUCUCGUUAAUCUGUCCUCCCUCCUGCCCCUCUUAAAGCGAUACCGACAGGUUUUCAAUAAUGGUAUAGUAUAUGAAAACUUAUAUGUAGGUUGCGCUUUCUAUUUUUUAUUGUAGUCACUCAAAAACUAUGUUUGCGAUACCUCAAAGAUCAAGACGCACUUCCGCCCGACAUUACGAUCAGGCUUGAGGUAUACAUCAAGCUGUUCCUACUCUCCUCAGGGUGGCAUUAAAAUGUUGCAGCCUGCGUUCCCGCUAUGUGCUGGAUGACAUUGAGGCGGAAACAGAAAGAAAGCACAGGUAUCAUGGCGACUUUUACAGACUCAGCGAACGUGUCCUCUAAUGUAUGCUUAGCAAUGCGAAGGCAAACAUGAUGCGGAAAACAGUGGGUUUACAGUGGAAGGGUAAUAUGAAGACUAUUACAGAAGUUUAAUUUUCAGAAGUUACAGCUGUCAGAAUCGCUUUAAAGGCUCAUUCACUUGGGUGAGGGCAGGGGGAGGUGGCGGCGAACGGGAAAGAAAAGUUCAGGAUGUUCAGAAUGUAGUCUAGUCCGUGGCGGGCUCAGCACCCCGUCACCAGUCAUAAUACCUAGAGCCUUCUUGGUGAAUUGAAGGAGUCCCCCACCCAUGACUCGGCUCUGUUAUUACGUGACUCUGUGGAAACAAAUGCACUUACAACCCCCCCCCCCUGCAGCUGCUUUCUAUAAUAGAGUAGUGCUGGGAUGCAUCCGCUUAUCGCUAAAUAUAGCAGAGGGAACUCUGUAUUCGAGCAGGUAUUUACAUUUAUUCAACAGGCUGCAAAUUGUCCAUGUCCUAAAAUGCAUUUCUCACCCCUAGGCUUAUACUCGAGUCAAUAUAUUUUCCCAGUUUUCUUAGGUAAAAUUAGGUACCUCGGCUUAUACUCGGAUCGGCUUAUACUCGAGUAUAUACGGUAUGUUGUAGGUGUUUUUAUGUGCAGAAUACUCUUUCCUAUAGAAGAAGCAUCUGGUCUGGUUUCUCUUUAAAGGCUGAAGAAAUCACUACAAAGCAACAUGUGUUUUGCAGUAUGGCGGCCUUAUUUCAUUAUUUCAGAAUAUAAUUUGUGCAUUUGUUUUUCAUGGAGUUCCAUUGAGCUUUUUGCAUUAGAGAUUUUCAUGCUGUGAGUCCUGUUCUUUGCUUAUUGACAGGAGUGGCACCUAACUAAUGUGGAUAAAGUAGUGCAGGCAGUGUUAGAAGCCUUCAUAUUAUACAUGGGCAUGUGACCGAUGAUACAGAACAUUGUGUGCCUUUAUGUCCAUUGAUGUACAAACAUCUAUAAAGUCCAAGUAACUGCAGCGCACUGUGUAGAUGAAUCAGCUUUGUAUCAUGGGGAUUUUAUUGGCUCACACAAAAAGUAGAGAAAAAAAGCAAAGUUUCGGGCCUCACUGAGCCCUUUAUCAUGCCUAUAACCACACACACUAAUCUGUGUUAAAUAUACAAUAUAAUUGUAUACAAACAGGAGUUGCAUUAUUAUGGACAUUCUCAUAAAUCCAGAUGGGACAAGGGACUCAUUUGCCUCACAAUUGACUUUUACCAGAAUAUUAGGCAUGGACUUGCUAAGCAAUGGAUACCUAUACAUCUAUAUGGUUCAAUGUUCUGGUGGAACCAAUUACCACUGUUGUUCCCAUUCAGUGUCUCCCCCUACCUUCCCCCAUUUCUAUACGCAAUGGACAUUAUAGGAUUGGUUUAUUAAUAAUGUAUAUGGUUCAAAGUUUUGGUGAAAGCAAUAAACACAAUUGUACCCAACUAAUACCUCCUCUGACCCCCCCCCCCUUCACCAAACACUAUUUAACACAGAUUAUUGUGUAUGGUUAUAGAAUUGAUAAAGGGCCCAGUGAAGCCCGAAACUUUGUCUAUUUUAAAAUCACCAUGAUACAAAGCUGCUUCAUCUACACAGGGUGCUGCAGUUACUUGGACUUUAUGUAUAUCUACUGACCUGUGACACAUUGGGUAAUAUACUGUUCAGCACCUGAUCCAAGUGGAUAAUACACAGUGGUUGAGCACUUCAUUAUCAUGUAUCUAGUGUCUUCUUAACUGUGACAAAGAUGGACAGCGUGUAAGUGCCAAGGCCAUAGUCGCUAUUUUCCUUCUACUCCAACCAGUGUUAUUCACUGAGACAGACUUACAGUUUAUUAGAAAUAGUGGAAGUGUAUGAGAGUAUAUGACACUUCAGGGAUGGAAACACUGCCUGUAUCUGACAUUAUUUCACCAGUAUAUUGCCAGUAUAUGUGUUGCUGUUAUUUAAAGCCACAACCGGGCAUUCAAGGAGAUACUACACAUUAACUUCUAAAUAUAUUUAUAGCCAAUGCCUUGUUGCCUUGCAUCCGUUUGCAGCCUCAGUGUUAGAGCCACUUAGUGAUCCUGUCCUGGAGUCUUUUUAGUGAUAUUACUGCAAUAGCUGAGCCAAAUGCAAACCAUAAACCCCCCAUUUCUUUCCCAUGGAAGUGCUUUGGAAGAAGAAUUCCUUGCGUUGCUGCUAAUGGCCGGCAGCUCGUACUUAGUGCUGUAUUUGGGGAUGUGACGUGGGAGCACCAUGACGUUUCUUGAGUGAGAGGGCGUUUCAAGAUAAGGUGCCAAAGUCCAUUACCCUCUAGCAACUCAAUGGGUCCAUGUGUUAGUCAAUCUCACUUACAAAUGUUAAAUAACCAGUGUGUGUGCGUGGAAGGUUGUUGUGUUGGGAACAAUUACAGGACCCA
Molecule: messenger RNA, 9630 nt
Organism: Xenopus laevis (African clawed frog)
Lineage: Eukaryota; Metazoa; Chordata; Amphibia; Anura; Pipidae
Gene: arhgap26.S
Product: Rho GTPase activating protein 26 S homeolog
Exons: 23
Coding region: 307-2586 (759 amino acids)
Biological process (GO): signal transduction
Cellular component (GO): focal adhesion; cytosol; endosome membrane
Molecular function (GO): GTPase activator activity
Source: RefSeq, a predicted model, not a curated record